Messenger RNA from Culicoides brevitarsis, 843 nucleotides. RefSeq names its product zinc finger Y-chromosomal protein-like. Bases 1 to 843 code for a protein of 280 amino acids. Lineage: Eukaryota; Metazoa; Arthropoda; Insecta; Diptera; Ceratopogonidae. Gene Ontology annotation, molecular function: RNA polymerase II cis-regulatory region sequence-specific DNA binding; DNA-binding transcription factor activity. The transcript has 3 exons. Gene Ontology annotation, biological process: regulation of transcription by RNA polymerase II. The record is from RefSeq and is a predicted model, not a curated record.
AUGGUUAAAACUUAUAGAUUGAAAGAACACAUUCGACUUUUUCACGAAAAAAAUUUCAAAUUAAAAUGUGAUAUUUGCAAAAAAGGCUUUCGAAGAGCAAAAGAAUUACAAGAUCAUCUUGCUCUAAAGCACUUAGAGGAAGAACUUUACAAAUGCUCAAUUUGUGAUAAAAAUUUGUCAUGUAAAUCUAGCUUGAAAAGUCACAUAAAGUCCGUUCAUAAAAAAAAUGUUGUCGCCAAAUCUUUGUACCAGCUUAAAGUAACAAAAAGAGCGGAAAUUGUCGGUAAAACGUCAGUACAAUUCGAUUCAUCAAACGAAAUUGUUCAAAAAAUGAAUUACAAAAGCAAUUCAGAAAAAUUCAUCUGUGAUUUCUGUAAAAAAUCAUUUGGAUCGAAAACAAAUCUACAGCGACACAUGGAAAUUCAUCUUAGUGAACUAAUCAAAGAUCAUCCAGACAGCAGAAAAUGCAAACACUGCCCGAGAUUCGUUUUGAAAGACAACUUAAGGGAACAUUACACAAAAAAUCAUAAGCUGCUGAGAUGUGAGGAUUGCAAAAGGAUAUUCUUUAGUAAAAACUCAUUGAAUGAUCACAAAAAAAUACAUGAAGAACCUAAAUUUACUUGCGAUUUUUGUGGAAAAAUGACUGUAAAGAAGAAAGGCUUGGAGACUCACAUAAAAUAUGUUCAUCUAAAACAUGUUUCAGAAUCACAAUUACGUUCACGAAAAAAAUUUCAAACUGAGAUGUAUUCUUUGCCAAAAAGCAUUUCGAGAGGCAAGGCUCUUGAAAGAUCAUCUGGCAGUGAAACAUUUGGGACAAGAGCUUUACAAAUGCUCAAUUUGUAA